AUGGCAGUGAUGAGUUUUGUUGAUUUACGAGACGCUUGGUUGCUAAAUGAAUGGGAUGUGGAAAGAGAAUGGGAUGUGGAUAAUGAAACUGCUAAGGCUCUUAUCGGCAACCCAAACGGCAAAGGUAUCGUCAAGCUCGAUGCCAAUGUUAAGAUGCCUGAACCAAAACCGGAUCACCGAAAGGGAAUGGCCUUGAACUGCGAGGAAGCUGCGUUGGAUACCGACAUCAAAGACGCUGGCAAUGUUGUUCUUUUGAACACUAAAAACCUCCCUCUAGUCGGUCAGGUAGGGCUAGGUGCUGACCUCGUUAGGUUGGAAGGCAAUGCAAUUUGCUCCCCUGGUUUCUCUUGCGAUUCGGCCUUGCAAGUUAGCUAUAUUGUCAAGGGCAGCCGUCGUCUCCAAGUCGUCGGCGUCGACGGUAAGCGGGUACUGGAGACCGUUGUGAAAGCGGGAAAUCUAUUGAUUGUUCCGAGGUUUUAUGUUGUUUCGAAGAUUGCUGAUCCGGAAGGGUUGUCAUGGUUCUCUAUCAUCACCACUCCAAACCCUAUGUUCACACACUUGGCUGGAAGCAUUGGGGCGUGGAAGGCAAUAUCUCCUGAAGUUCUUCAAGCGGCAUUCAAGGUUCCAGCUGACACAGAGUAGGUUUUCCGUUCAAAGAGGAAAAAUGAUGCCAUCUUCUUCCCACCACCAAAGUGAAGAAACUGAA
This is a messenger RNA of Hibiscus syriacus, 706 nucleotides long. RefSeq names its product 13S globulin basic chain-like. The coding region runs from base 1 to 642 and encodes 213 amino acids. The transcript is spliced from 2 exons. Gene Ontology annotation, molecular function: nutrient reservoir activity. The record is from RefSeq and is a predicted model, not a curated record. NCBI's taxonomy places the organism in Eukaryota, Viridiplantae, Streptophyta, Magnoliopsida, Malvales, Malvaceae.